Pestalotiopsis fici W106-1 is the source of this 261-nucleotide messenger RNA. RefSeq lists its product as uncharacterized. Bases 1 to 261 code for a protein of 86 amino acids. NCBI's taxonomy places the organism in Eukaryota, Fungi, Ascomycota, Sordariomycetes, Amphisphaeriales, Sporocadaceae. The record is from RefSeq and is a predicted model, not a curated record. The transcript has 4 exons.
AUGCCCGUCCCUUUCGAAGCCCUGAUUCCCUAUGGAAUCAUCCUAGCCAUGUUUGGCGCCACCGGUGCUGGCAUGUCCAAGAUCAAGCACAUGCAAAACGGUGGCAAGCGUGCACGACGAUCGAUCGAUCAGUGGGACAGACAAAUGAUGGACCGUGACCGAAGAUUGACCGGCUACUUGAGAGGACAGUCGGACCAUGCAUUGGCACCAGUAGGCUUUGAGCUGAACAACCCAUGGAGGGUCGAGAAGAGAAUGUCGUAA